This is a messenger RNA of Hermetia illucens (black soldier fly), 1240 nucleotides long. RefSeq lists its product as uncharacterized. NCBI's taxonomy places the organism in Eukaryota, Metazoa, Arthropoda, Insecta, Diptera, Stratiomyidae. The transcript has 2 exons. Bases 153 to 998 code for a protein of 281 amino acids. The record is from RefSeq and is a predicted model, not a curated record.
UCUUCUUGGGCUACCUGAAUGAAGAUUCAUCCUACUUUGCUCUGAACUCUAAUAAUAAAAUUGAUUGUGGGUCUAGAAUCUUUCACAUUUCUACAUCUUGUGCGGAAAUGUUAAGACGUUUGUUUUAGUAUCUCGCUAUUUUACUUAAGAUAAUGAUAAACGCCGCUACUCUUAGACUUAUCUUAGCUUUUCUAGUUAUUUUUAAUGUGGCCAAUGCUGACAACAAUGAAUCGGUGAAAAGUGAAUAUUUGAGUGAGGCCACUAGUGACGAGUCAGGAAAAAGCCUUCGUGCUUUUGACGCAAACCCAGGUGAACGUAUUGGACCUUUCAAAAAUAUUUUCGCUGGAAUAUUUACAAAUUAUAAGAGCACCUACCUUGGAAAUCUAACGGCGUCAGAACAUCAGAAGGACUUUCGUCUGGAGCAAGAAACUACAGUCAAACCGUUGACAGAGACUCCAGAGAAGGUGAAAACAUCGAAAAAGUCUAAGAAACAUAGGAAAAGAAAGAAAAAGAGGGUCCAUACUAUGGGUCGAAAGCAACCGAGCGACAAUGAGGGAGUUCUUAAAUACGAAAUUGGCCCCGAUGUUAAUGUGACUCUUGAUAUGAGUCGGGAAGUUGUCAGUGUUAAUAUUGACCAGGAAUAUGUGAAGGAUAUUUUAGCAGGAAACUGGCUUUCGGAUUCGAAUGAUGGCCGGAAGAAAAAAGAGAAGGAUGGUGGGGUUAUGAUGAAAGUUCUGCCGCUUUUCAUUCUGCCCUUUCUAAUACAAUCAUCAAUUUUGCCGUUUCUCGUAGCGAAGCUGAAAUUAUUAUUGCUAAAAUCAAUAAUCGUUGGAAAGUUGGCCAUCUUCCUUCUUGUUGUGUCAGCAAUUAAAAAUAGUCAAAAGGUGGCUACAAUUGAACCGAUUCCAACGUACUUUGCUGCUGAACAUCCUUCAAGGCGUUCUGAAGUGUUCUCUGGAUAUCGGGUGGAGGGGAGACCAUCCGCUUGGGUGAAUUAGGAAACUAUAAGUGGUGCAAUUGUGUAGUUAUAAUAUCUAUGUAUAUUUAUUCAAGGAUAUGAGCCCAAUGUAAUUUAUUGUGGAUUUAAGAUACGACUGACUUAGUGGUUAAGGUAACUGUUACUGGGUAUUAUGUUUUCUGUACAGUACAUGCAGUCUGUGGAUUACUCCAAAUUGGUUUGUUGAAAAAAGAAAAAAUAAGAUAUGCCUGAAACCUGUUUAUCUUAUGAAAACAGGCGUCA